This is a messenger RNA of Notodromas monacha, 3278 nucleotides long. The record is from the annotation of a GenBank genome assembly. NCBI's taxonomy places the organism in Eukaryota, Metazoa, Arthropoda, Ostracoda, Podocopida, Cyprididae.
AGGGGAUGUGUCUAUCGUAUAUCCAGUAUCACUGAAGCAUUUCGUGUGAAAGCCAAAGUAGGAAUAUGUCUCUGAUCGAGCUUGCGGCAAAUUCGCUGAAUCAGGCAUUUUUGGAGGUUACUAAUAAAAUUUCGGAUGCGGGUAAAUUUAACUACGCUACAUUCGUCGCUCAAGCUCGACAAGAACCUGUGAUAUUGGGACUUGUCUUGCUGGUUGCUGCAGUUGUAGUUACAGGAUUAGCAUCUCUUGCCUCGGGAGCGUCGUUCCUGUCCGCUUCUAUUGCGAAUGCGUUCUCUGGAAAGAGAAGAUCUGAUGAUUCAGGAUUCCCUGUUGGUUGGCCGAAUGAGAUCGAGGAUUUUGAUUUUGAUGAGGAUACUGCCGGCCAAGAACGAUUUCAUACCAUUACGACCUCGUACUACAGAGGUGCCAUGGGCAUUAUACUGGUGUACGACAUCACCAGUCCGAAGUCUUUUGACAAUAUUGCCAAGUGGCUACGUUUAAUAGAUGAUCAUGCGAGCGAAGAUGUCGAGAAAAUGAUUCUUGGGAACAAGUGCGACAUGGAAGACAAACGAAUGGUCAGCAGAGAACGUGGAGAAGCAGUUGCGAGAGAGCAUGGUAUUAGGUUUUUGGAAACAUCAGCUAAAGACAAUGUGAACAUCGAGCAAGCGUUCUUGGAAAUCGCGAACGCAAUUCUCACGAAGACGAUUGCUUCAGAGCAGAGUGGGGCUGGUGCUGGCGGCCAAGGAGUCGAUAGAGUCAACGUGGGCUCUGGUUCGAAAAUGUCCGGCGCUGAUCUGAGCUCAAAAACGCAGAACAGAUGUUGUGAGUGUAUUUGUUCGAAAGCCGGGCACAUAUAUGGAAACUCACGAACAAGUAAUAAUGGAUCUUCGGUGCCUUUCCCUGGCGAAAUUCCGUCGAGGCUGUGCUUUAAAUUGGGAAAAUUGUUCCCUGCGUCGGCGAUUGAGGCGGGAGUUAUUUUUCUUGGCUUCUCCCGCUGUGGACGCUUCCUGAUCUCCUACACUCAAUCCAGCGAAUUAAGUGCGGUGCCAUCUGCCCAAGGCCUGAAUUACGUUUAUCAUCUCCAGUGGUGGCUUUUGAAGCCUCCCGCGAAAGCACGAAAAGUUUCCGAAAUUCAGCUGUUCGGAGAAUCGGCCAUAUGUCAUCCGUUGUACGUUUCCGUGAACGAAUGGCCUGGAAUGUCUAAUUUCGUUGUCGUAUUCGGUUACGACAAAAUGGAAGAGAGCAUGAUGCAAAGUGCCACGUGCUACAUUACUGUGACUGCUGUUCCAGCUACUAUCGGCUGUCGGGAUUGUGCCGCGUUGAGAAACAACCUCGGAGAAGACUAUUGGUUGUGUGAUUCUGGGGAUAUUCUCCCUCACGCUUGCUGUUUACGUCAUGGUAUGACGUUGCAUACGUUGUGCUGUGUUGUUCCGCCGUUUCCGAAAUCCAAUCCGCUUCGGCUGUUGCAUCCACUCGAAAGUGAAUCCGGAAAUCGAGGGAAAUUCGUGUUGAGCACCGGGAACUUCAUUCACGUCUUCAAGAUCGAAUUCAUUGAACCUGCUGUUGUUUUGAAAUCUCGUCGUUUGGGGAGCAUAUCAUAUCCCCUAUUUUCUCCUCCUUCAAUGAUUAUGUGCCAUUCGUCAUGUAAUUCUCAAGAUUACGAAGCAUCUUAUUUUUCGAUCAGCGAAGCUGCCUCGGAGUGCACAUCUCUAGCUGAGUCGAAUGCUUCGCAGGAGGAUCGAAUUCUGAUGAUAAAUUCUUCGUCGGCAAUUAAAUCUAGGCUCUCGGGUCAAGACGUAUUUGAAUUUGCGGAUGGAUUUAAGAAUAUACCGCACGCUGUGAAUAGUCAGCAACGGACAGCGAAGUUUUUUGCCCGCGGGCUAGGGAAUCGGGGUCUCGGCAGUGGCACCGAAGAUGCCUACGCUUUUGUAGAUGAAAGCCCGCCUGCGAAUGAAAACCUAAGCUCAUUUCGUAGAAAACGCUUGGCAGAAAAGACGUACGAAUUCUCGGACGAAUUGUUUCCGGACGAGAACACAGAAGCGUCGUUGAGCAUUCCUCCAUGGUCUCGUCGGUUGCGCGAUCCUCAUCGAUUUUCUAACGCGAGGAUCCACGACAAUUCUACUAGCGGCAGUAGCGGAGCAGUUCUCCAGAUUCGCAGUCCUGGGCAUGGGAUUGAAUCUCUGACUGUGUCUAUUAGCCCGAAUUCCCCGUGUGAUCACCCGUUGGCUGUGUUGCGUCAAUUGAAUCACUGUCCCAACAGUAACCUGCUUUUAUCGCCACGCGAACUCCGCGAUCAUCGAGAUGCCACUGAUGCGUUAUUUGGUAGAGGAGGAUUGAGUCCUUCCUCUAAUUCCUCGCUGGAAUUACGCGUUCCGGCUUUUUCCAGAAGCAUUGCUAAAGAAAAAAGAAGAAAGGCGUCAUCUUUUGUUGGUGCCGAUGGCAGGAAACGGAUUAAAGAGGCAGAAAAAUCAGAGAAUCCAUGGGUUGUGAACUUUGAUCGGUAUUAUAUGGAUGCUGACGAUGAGUUGGCCUCUGUGAUGAGUACAGAUCUCGAAGACGAUGAAUUAUGCUCUAGUACCGGUUAUCAUAACGCUUUGCCGCUAGAGGUGCAUGGAGCGGCCUACGUCCAAAUGCAGCCCGUUUCUAGAGUCAAAGUUGGAAGAGUGCUUACCCCAAUAAUCUCAGUUAAACAAGUCAGUAUGGACAUGGAAGAGUUUUGUCACAGGAUGGCCGAGAAAGUGUGCAUGGCUGCUGGCGAGAAGCUGUGGUCUUGUGAAGACUUCGACGUUGCAGUGCUUGCAGAAAGCGGCGACAUGCUCUUGUGCUGUGCUGAAAUGCUUGUGAAAACAAAGAACAAGAUGACGAGGAGUGCUUUAGGAAGCCAAGUUUUCCAAACCGGCUUGACUUUUGACUGGAACCCUUGGACGGGGGCAUGGAACAUUGUGCACAUGAAGCCACUUACUCCGAGAGAAAGAUCAAAUGCCUCUAACAUGAUGGCUGAGAAUUGGCUACCAGCCCAGAAUCGUGUGCGCGAAGUGAACCGACGCUUGAGUGCGUUCCCGGCGAAUCUUCAUGCGCUACCGCGACGCCUCGAUAAUCUGCCCCUAGAGUUGACUGAGAAUUCAUGUGUUGUUCCAGAACGUUCUUUGGAUUGCAUUCGAGAGCCAGAGCUGGGCUUGGAGGUUCGGCUUCGAGCUUUGCCGUACAGACUGGAAGAAGGAAACUUGUCCGAAUCCGAUUCAGAUUUUUUGGAAUUCUCCGAUAGUGAAGGUCGCUGA